Messenger RNA from Tricharina praecox, 956 nucleotides. RefSeq names its product mediator complex, subunit Med18. NCBI's taxonomy places the organism in Eukaryota, Fungi, Ascomycota, Pezizomycetes, Pezizales, Pyronemataceae. Gene Ontology annotation, biological process: regulation of transcription by RNA polymerase II; termination of RNA polymerase II transcription. The transcript has 2 exons. The coding region runs from base 113 to 865 and encodes 250 amino acids. Gene Ontology annotation, molecular function: transcription coregulator activity. Gene Ontology annotation, cellular component: core mediator complex; mediator complex. The record is from RefSeq and is a predicted model, not a curated record.
CCUUAUCACUCUAUUCAGGCUCACAGGUACAACGCGUUUUCCACACGCGCGUUAAGUCACGACCCCUUCACGCCCACCUCCCAUCUCUGCGCAUCCCCCCACCAUAUCCGCCAUGUCUCACUACCAAGCCGCCUUUUUCCCGACCUCGCACCACGAGCUCUCGCUGCACGCCUACAUCUCACUCCCGCGGCAACCGCAGCUGCUCAAGAUCCUCUCCGGCAUCACCGGCAUGGCGCCGGAGAGCUUCUUCAACCACCACCUCGUGUUCAAGCCGAAGCUGCCAAAGAUCUCGCCCGUCGCCGCCGACAUGUUCUACAUCCAGCUCGUGUGCCGCGUCGCCGAGGAUCCCAAGGCGCGAGAAGACACGUACAAGCCCCGCGAACAGCGCUGGACUAUGCGACUAGACGAUUUCCCGGAGGUCACGAGGAAGCCGGUCGUCGCGAGAGCGGUCUAUAGCGCUAACACGGGCAUGGGCGAUGUCAUCGAGUUUGCGGAGGAGCUGGGGUAUACCCUGCAAACCCCCUACUUCACCGAGAACGACCGGUUCAUCCACAACAACGUGGUCAUCACACUGACGCGGACCUAUACUCCUCCUGCUCCUCCUCCUGCACCGCAUCCUUCUGGCGGCGGCGGCGAGCCAGCGGAAGACGAGCUCUUUGGCAGUCCGUUCCCGCGCGAGGCGCUGAGCAUGGUGGACCUCAGCGGGGGAUGGGUGCUGCAGGCGGCGGUCAGGGUCGCGAGUAAUACCGACGUGGAGAAUAUCAACGUUGGCGUGGCGGAGCUGCGCGCGCUGAAGGAGAGUCUGAAGGGCGUGUGUGAACUCGAGGUUGUGGAGAGGUUGGCGCUGGAUACUAGAGUGAGAUGAGGGGGCAAGGUGGAGGUGGAGGUGCGGUGGGAUAUGAUGGGGAUAUUAUGAGUAUUAUGAGUGGAGCGGGAUAGGUGUUAUAUAGGCGUUC